CAUGGGAGACAGGCCUGGGACCUGUGAGGAGGAGAUAGUGAACUUAUCUCAUGUGCCAAAGCCAGUGGGUCGUGGUGUCCCCAUGCCUGAGAAGUUAUCUGUAGAUUAUUUGACUUCUUACAAUUUGUAACCAAAGAUCCUUUUCUUACAAUUUGGUGGGUUUAUGUGCGCACUAAUAGGAGAUAUCUCUAUACGUUUACUGUGUGCAGGUUAAUAAAUUGUCUCUGGGCACCAAGUACUGAUCAUGGCUGGAAUUGUGUUUCUUUCCCCAGGAAAAUGGCAGGUACAAGAAGUUUCUGGGCAGAUUUAUUUUUAGAAUGGGUAAAUAACCUUAAUGGUCUGUCCCAUGAGGAAUAUGAAGAAUUCCAGGCUGCUGUCUGUGCAGGAAACCUUGCUGAAGCCAUCGCGGUGGUGAGGAAAUCUGAUGCCUUGUUAAAAAAUACCAAGCUUGACGUUGCCAUCACCGGAGAGCAGGGCUCUGGCAAGUCAUCUUUCAUCAACGCCAUCAGAAGCCUAGCUGAUGAUGAUGAAGGUGCAGCUGAGACCGAGGUGAUAGAAUCAGUAAAGGAGGCAACUCCUUAUCCACAUCCCAAGCACCCAAAUGUCAUGAUGUGGGACCUGCCUGGGAUCGGGACACCAAAUUAUCCAACAAACACAUAUGUGAAAAAGGUGAAUUUUGCUCACUAUGAUUUCUUCAUCAUUAUCACAGCAGGACGGUUCCGAGAGUCGGAUGCCAGCCUGGCCCAGGAGAUACAGAGGAUGGGGAAGAAGUUUUACUUUGUCCGCUCCAAG
Chelonoidis abingdonii (Abingdon island giant tortoise) is the source of this 792-nucleotide messenger RNA. Lineage: Eukaryota; Metazoa; Chordata; Testudines; Testudinidae. The record is from RefSeq and is a predicted model, not a curated record.